Molecule: messenger RNA, 1964 nt
Organism: Oryzias melastigma (Indian medaka)
Lineage: Eukaryota; Metazoa; Chordata; Actinopteri; Beloniformes; Adrianichthyidae
Product: ubiquitin carboxyl-terminal hydrolase 2
Exons: 12
Coding region: 239-1444 (401 amino acids)
Biological process (GO): protein deubiquitination
Cellular component (GO): cytoplasm
Molecular function (GO): cysteine-type deubiquitinase activity
Source: RefSeq, a predicted model, not a curated record
AUCGCAGGCGGAGAAGGGGGCGUUCACUGCUCGCAGUAAAAACUCCCGCCCGCGCGCUUCCCUCCGUCACUCCAGUUGUACGCGCGUGACAGCAGCCUUCACCCACGCAGAGCGGCUCGGUUGGCGUCAGCACGAACACGGCACGCGCCAGAACUCCUCACCGACUCCCCGGUAGCUGACGGUUUACUUCACCGGCGACACUUCCAGCUCGUCUCGGUGUCCGUGAAGCGACAACAUCAUGCCGAGUCUGCGACACUCCUACACGGUCACGGUACCGGAGGAACCCGCCGCCUUCCCUCUGGACAAACCGGAGCUGCAGCGCAAGAGCCAGCGGUUCUCCCGGUCCGUGCUGGUGUCCACCUUCAUGGGUCUCAUCAUCAACCAGGCCAAGAACAAGAGUCCUCAGGGUUUGGUUGGGUUGAGAAACCUGGGCAACACGUGUUUCAUGAACUCCAUCCUCCAAUGUCUGAGCAACACUUCAGAGCUGAGGGAUUACUGCCUGAGGAACGUUCACCGGCUGGACGUGAGCAGCAGGACCAACGCGGCGCUCAUGGAAGAAUUCGCUAAGCUGACCCAGAGUCUGUGGACGUCGGCGAACAUCGAAGCCAUCAGUCCCUCCGACUUCAGGACUCAGAUCCAGAGAGUCGCUCCAAAGUUCGUCGGCUGCAAUCAGCAGGACGCCCAAGAGUUCCUGCGCUCGCUGUUGGACGGCCUUCACAACGACGUGAACAGAGUGACGGUCCGCCCGAGGUCGCCCGUCGAGGACUUGGACCACUACUCAGAUGAGGAGAAAAGCAAACGGAUGUGGAACAUGUACCUGGCGCGAGAGGACAGUAAAGUCGUAGACCUGUUUGUGGGGCAGCUGAAGAGCUCGCUAACCUGCACCGUUUGCGGCUUCCGCUCCACCACGUUUGACCCGUUUUGGGACCUGUCGUUACCCAUCGCCCAGGAGCGAUCAGGGGAGGUGACUCUCAAGGACUGCCUGAGACUCUUCUCAAAGGAAGAUGUGCUGGACGGAGAGGAGAAACCGACGUGCAACAAAUGUAAAGCCAGAAGAAAAUGCACCAAGAAGUUCAGCAUCCAGAAGUUCCCUCAGAUCCUCGUCAUUCACCUUAAACGCUUCUCGGACUCCAAUUCCCGCUCCAGCAAACUCUCCACAUUCGUCAACUUUCCUCUCAAAGAAUUGGACCUGCGGGAGUUUUCCGCGGAUCACAGCGAGCUUCCGGUGUAUAACCUGUAUGCGGUAUCCAACCACAUUGGGAACACCUUGGGAGGCCAUUACACGGCGUACUGCAAGAACCCUGCACUGGGGGAGUGGUACAGCUACAAUGACUCCAGGGUGAGCCCCAUCUCCUCCGGCCAGGUACGGACCAGCAACGCCUACGUGCUCUUCUACGAGCUGGCCCCCUCCUCACACAGCAAAUACCAGACGUGUCGGCUAUAAGGCUCCGCAGAGGAGCAGGAAACCGGACUUUACCAAGAAGAUGACAUGUGGAGACGGAGCUCCAUCUAGUGGAGAGAUUCUUGCCAAAUGAGAGACGUGAAACGUUUGGAGCAGAGUGGUUGAUUGGGGAAAAACUUGCCUCACAUGUGGAGUGGAAGCAACUCCAAAACUAAAAAAAGAAGUCUUCCAUUUAUGGAAGAACAGCUACUUUGGACAUGAGUUUAUGCCAUGAGGUAUAUUUUUCUCUGGAUGUAUUUCCAGCAUAAUUUAUUCUAUUUAAUGUCAGCAAACAUUGUAAUUUAACAAAACGUUUUUUGGGUCCACCAUUGGUGGGAUGAUCUUAUGUAUUGAAAUAAAAUGUUGUACAUUAUUUAUGAAGAGCAUAGCAGAAGUAUUAUCUGUACUGUUGAAAGUACAAACCAAAGCAGCUAUGUCAGGACUUUUUACACAUAUGAUCCAUCUGACUUUACUUCAAAGUCAUUUGUUUAUGAAUGAUUAAAAAAUUCCUCACUGAUUUCUA